AUGGUUGAGAUCCAGAAAGAGCUUGAGUCUGAUCGAUUGAAGUUCACAGAUAAGGAAAUGCAAGUGGAAGAAGAUCCUUUUCUCAAAGCUACAACGAUCGUAGCAUUUAUCACUCUUAAGGAACUUCUAGGAUUUGGAAUUAUUCAGAAAACCACAACUAACCGCCCAAAGUCAGAGCUCAAGCUAAAAGAGGAUCCUAUAAAAUGA
This is a messenger RNA of Dovyalis caffra, 207 nucleotides long. The record is from the annotation of a GenBank genome assembly. NCBI's taxonomy places the organism in Eukaryota, Viridiplantae, Streptophyta, Magnoliopsida, Malpighiales, Salicaceae.